Merops nubicus (carmine bee-eater) is the source of this 2502-nucleotide messenger RNA. It is a transcript of the gene TBC1D21, whose product is annotated as TBC1 domain family, member 21. Gene Ontology annotation, biological process: activation of GTPase activity. Gene Ontology annotation, molecular function: GTPase activator activity. The record is from RefSeq and is a predicted model, not a curated record. The transcript is spliced from 13 exons. Lineage: Eukaryota; Metazoa; Chordata; Aves; Coraciiformes; Meropidae. The annotation marks the transcript as partial.
AUGCUGCAACUCAUGCAAAUGGAGAAAGCAAGUGGUCAUUCCUGUUCAGUUUGACAGAUCUGAAAUCAAUCAAACAAAACAAAGAAGGCAUGGGAUGGUCUUAUUUGGUGUUCUGUCUGAAGGAUGAUGUGAAUCUUCCAGCUCUUCACUUUCAUCAUGGAGAUAGCAAGCUAUUGAUUAAAUGCCUUGAAAAGCAUGUUGUGCUGAAUGAAUCUCCACAGGAUAAACGUGUUCUUCUUGUGAAUUCACAGAACAAGUCUCCGUCACAGUCUUUUGAAAAUCUCUUUGAUGAACCAUCAUAUGGCUUAUUACAAAAGCUGAAGAAAGAUCCAUACACAGUAACAAUGGGAAGAUUUUCCAAAGUCACAAACUACAUUUUUGACAGUUUGCGCUUAAGCGACCCUUCGAGUCAGAGGCGGCCGCCGUCCGAAAUGGCGGAUUUCCUCAACGACGCCAUUCCUGGGCUGAAGAUCAAUCAGCAGGAGGAGCCCGGCUUUGAGGUCAUCACACGGAUCGAUCUAGGAAAACAGCCUGAAGUUAGUAGAAGAGAGCCUGUGUCAGCUGAAGAAUGGGCUAAGAAUAUGGAUUCUGAAGGAAGAAUUUUAAAUGUCAACUACAUAAAGCAAUUGAUAUUCAAAGGGGGUCUCUGCCAUACUUUAAGAAAAGAAGCAUGGAAAUUUCUUUUGGGUUAUUUUCCUUGGAAUAGCACUAAAGAAGAAAGAGCAAAUCUGCAGAAAAGGAAAACGGAUGAAUAUUUCAGGAUGAAGCUGCAGUGGAAAUCUGUCAGUGAGGAACAGGAAAAACGAAACUCAAGAUUAAGAGAUUACCGGAGCCUUAUAGAAAAAGAUGUAAACAGGACAGAUCGGACAAACAAAUUCUAUGAAGGCGAAGAUAAUCCAGGACUGAUAUUACUUCAUGAUAUUUUGAUGACCUAUUGCAUGUAUGACUUUGACUUAGGUUAUGUCCAGGGGAUGAGUGACUUGCUUUCACCUCUCUUGUAUAUUAUGGAGAAUGAAGUAGAUGCCUUUUGGUGCUUUGUAUCAUAUAUGGAUCAAAUGCAUCAGAACUUUGAAGAACAGAUGCAGGGUAUGAAGACACAGCUAAUUCAGCUGAGUACUUUGCUGCGUUUACUAGACAGUGGAUUUUGCAGUUAUUUAGAAUCUCAAGACUCAGGCUACCUUUAUUUUUGCUUCCGAUGGCUUCUUAUCAGAUUUAAAAGGGAAUUUAGCUUUCAAGAUAUUCUUCGACUUUGGGAGGUCAUGUGGACAGAAUUGCCUUGCCAGAAUUUUCAUCUUCUCCUUUGUUGUGCUAUCUUAGAAUCUGAAAAGCAGCAAAUAAUGGAGAAGCACUAUGGCUUUAAUGAAAUAUUAAAGCAUAUCAAUGAACUGUCAAUGAAAAUUGAUGUGGAAUAUAUACUCUGCAAAGCAGAAGCAAUUUCUAUGCAGAUGAUGAAUUGCAAGGAAUUGCCUCAAGCGGUGGGUGAGAUCCUGGGGAUCGAGAGCAGUUCUGCGACUCCAGAUUCGGAGGCGGGGGAGGAGGAGGGCGGGGCUGUGCCCAGCUGUCCCACGCCGCUGUGCCAGAGCGUCCCCACGCCGGCAGCGGCUGCCAACGGAGCAGGAGACGGCGCUCAGCAGGCGGCUGAGGCACACAGCCUGGCACCUGCCUAACCACAGCAGGCUCAGCUGAAGAAAGACUUUUACUGAGCACGUUUCUUUCAAGCACUUGAGAGAUGGAUAUUUAAAUUUGGUGUUGAUUAAGCUUUAAGGUUGGAAAGAAAAUCUGUACUGUAAUGCCCUUGCAUUAAAGCUUUACAACAUGACUCAACUUAACUAUUUUUGUAGUUUCUUCUGCCAAAAUAGCCUUUUCUUUUCAAUAACAUUCCUUAAUAUUUUUGUAGCCAAGUGCAUUUUCUUUUUGCUGGUGAACUGGAAAUAGAUGGUGAUUAAGAAUGAGUUUGAGAAUUACGCAUUUGCAGAGCUUUCACAUGUAUUGAUCUAUGACGGUGUGAGCUCCUUGAUCUGAGCAGAUCUGCAAUUGGCAAUCUAGCAGAAGCUGCUGUCCAGAAGUUUUGAGCUCAAGAGAUGCUGAUGCGUUAAAGAAGGAUCAUUUUGUAAAUGGAUGGGUUUUCCCUAUCUCAAAUGUUUACAAAAAUACUUCUAAGUAUUUGUUGCUGGUUGAAUGUAGAUUUGAAAUGGACAUUUAUACUUGCGCAGUUUAAUGUCCAAAUACUGAGUUUUGUGUAACCGGGAGUGGAUGAACAGUAUAUUUUUACAUUAACAUAUCUUCACUUUAUAUAUGCAUAUAUAUAUUUACACGCAUUACAGACACUAUAUACACGUUUGUGAAUACUAAAAAGAAUAGUCGUAUUUUCAGUAUCUGAGUAAACUUGACUGUUCAUUCAUAUGAAUCAGUUUGACCAAAUUAAUGCACAGCUCCAACUUGGGCUCUUUUUCAAAACUUUUCUAACUGAAGGUAACUUUCAUGUGAAUACAUUCAGUCCUA